ACCAACCAAUGUCAACUACCGUUGUCAGCAGGUACGAAGGCCUGGGUCAAAUGAAUGAGGCGCGUGCGAUUGCUUUUCCCGUGUUUUUGUCGCCAUGGCUACCAAACGCAACAUGUUUCUAAAAACAAAAACAACCAAGCAUUCAUUAUUUGUUGGCUGGUGUAUCGAAUCACCUCCAUCCGACGAACUCUCCAGUGUCACGGGCGGUUGUGGGAGGGGCUUGUACCACGUGAUUCCCCCCCUGACGCGUCAGUUUGGAUGUGCGGAUGCGUCGUUUCUCUGGAGCGUUGAUGUUGGCGGAAGAAAAGCAGGAAUGAAUCGGUGCCAAGAACCAGGACAAGGUGCGGAGGAGCAGCAGCAGGAGGAGGAGGUGACCGGGAUGGUUUGUCAGGAGGUGGACCUGAGAGAUGGACAGAUGAAGGAAGUGACCGUGGGGGACCAGAAGGUGUUGCUUGUUCGCACUCGGGGUCAGUACAGCGCCGUCGGAAGCCAGUGUUCUCAUUACAACGCUCCCCUUGUCAAAGGGGUGCUGGUUGGUGACCGAGUGAGAUGUCCCUUUCACGGUGCUUGCUUUAAUGUCAGAACUGGAGAUAUCGAAGAGUAUCCCGGUCUGGACUGUCUGCCUAGUUAUAAGGUGAAAGUUGAGGAUGGCAAGGUGUAUGUUUCCAUCCACAAAAAUUCUCUGAAGUUAACGAAGCGCGUGAAGGAAAUGUGCACCAGGGUGCCGGACAUCAAACACACUACUCUGCUGAUCGGAGGCGGCCCGGCCUCGCUCGUGUGUGCUGAAACACUGCGCCAAAACUGCUACCAAGGUCGAAUCGUCAUAGUAACCAAAGACAGCCUGCCCCCGUUUGACAAGCCCAAACUGAGUAAGGCUUUGGAUCUGGACAGCGGCAGCAUUCUCCUCCGUCCAGGUGACUUCUACCAGCAGCAUGGGGUUGAGGUGUGGACACGGAAGGAGGUGGUGUCGGUGGACCCGGCGGAGAAGUCGGUGAAGUUGAGUGACGGCUCGCUGCAGCGUUACGACCAACUUCUCAUCUCGACCGGUUGUAGGGCGCGACCGCUCGACUGCCCCGGUUGGGACCUGCAGGGCGUGAAGUUGCUGCAGAGACACGAAGACGCCAAUGAGAUUCACCGCUCCGCUCUGGGCCAGAAAGCUGUUGUGAUCGGAGCCUCCUUCAUAGGUAUGGAGGUGGCCUCCUACUUAUCCAACACAGCUGCCAGUGUGGCCGUGGUCGGCCCGUCCAGAUACCCCUAUGAACGAUCUCUGGGGCCGCAGAUCGGCCGGAUGAUUAUGCGAAUGUUGGAGGAAAAAAAUGUAAAGUUUUACAUGACUGACGCCGUCGAUGAGAUCCAAGGGGAGAACGGCAAGGUGACGGGGGUGCUGCUGAAGAGUGGUAUCGUCCUGGAGGCAGAUGUGGUGAUUGCCGGAAUUGGCGUAAUUCCCAAUUCAGACUUCCUGGCAGGAAGCGAGUUGGAAGUGGACUCAAGGAAAGCUGUGAUUGUUGACAAGUUCAUGAGGACCAACAUUCCAGAUAUCUUUAGCGCUGGAGAUGUGACCUCUUUCCCUCUGACCAUUCGUGGAGACCAAAGGGUCAACGUGGGUCACUGGCAAAUGUCCCAAGCUCAAGGAAGAGUAGCUGCCUUAAACAUGCUGAAGAAACCAACCAAAUGUGAGUCUGUUCCUUUCUUCUGGACUGUGUUACUCGGGAAGAGUAUCCGCUACACAGGCUACGGCGAAGGAUACACAGAAAUCCUCUUCAAAGGCAACGUGGAGGAAAGGAAGUUCCUGGCGUUUUACAUCAAGGACGAGGUGGUGGUGGCGGCGGCCAGCCUGAUGUUCGACCCUGCCGUGGCUCGUGUCGCAGAACUGAUGGCGACUGGUCAGAUAAUAUCGAAGGCUCAGGCCCAAGCUGAGGACCUGAGCUGGCUGCAGAUGUAACCAGAUGUCUGCGGUAUGAAAACGCCCCUCAGUGACAAAGGAGGAUGGCGCAUUCCCUUCCUCGCUGGAACUAUGGCUCGACUAAAAGUGGGUCGUCCAAAUGGUCACAGUCUGGGAAUAUCAUUAGCCACUUUACUUAGAUAAAUACAAAAUAUGUUUUACUCAUAAACAGUCAAUUUAAAAGUAUAGACAUUGUUAAAUAAUAGUAAUUAUCGACCUUAAAUAUUCUGAAAAGAAAUGAACCGCUCUGCUUGUUUUAGUUACUAUGGUACAAUAAAUUUGAGUAACAUAAAAAAUAAAUCAAAAAUAUAAAGGUCAGUUACAACUCUGCAAUUAACAAAUACAUUAAUAAACAGGUUAUUAGCAUUGAACCUAUUUAACUUCUUAAAGCACUUUGUGUAAUCUUAGAUAUAUUUUACCUUAUGCUGGAUACUUUGUGAGAUAACUUAAACUCGGGUAUUAAAUAAAUCUGAUUGUAUAUCCUGUCAUCAGCUGCAGUACGUGUUUUCUGUCUUAACCCUGUGUAAUGACAAUAAACCAUUAGUCACCAGUAGAAA
Molecule: messenger RNA, 2499 nt
Organism: Pungitius pungitius (ninespine stickleback)
Lineage: Eukaryota; Metazoa; Chordata; Actinopteri; Perciformes; Gasterosteidae
Gene: aifm4
Product: apoptosis inducing factor mitochondria associated 4
Exons: 19
Coding region: 95-1942 (615 amino acids)
Cellular component (GO): cytoplasm
Molecular function (GO): oxidoreductase activity, acting on NAD(P)H; 2 iron, 2 sulfur cluster binding; flavin adenine dinucleotide binding
Source: RefSeq, a predicted model, not a curated record